GCUGUGAGCUGACUGCCAGUACCAAAUCCUACACGUUUCAGGUGGAUGAGGAAGAUGACUCUGACCACAUUUUGGCCCUGUCUGUGGUCUGCCUUACGGAUGGUGCCAAGGACGAGUGCAACGUGGUGGAGGUGGUUGGACGAAACCAUGAGAACCAGGAGAUUGCUGUGCCUGUGGCGAAUCUGAAGUUGUCAUGCCAGCCCUUGCUGAGUCUGGACAACUUCAAGCUGCAGCCUCCAGUGACCUUCCGCCUGGCAGCGGGCUCUGGCCCAGUACACCUUGCUGGCUGGCACAGGAUCAUGCACAGGGAAGAUACUUCAUUUGAGGAGGCUGAUGACUUGUCUGAGGAGGGAGAGGAGGAGCUUGCUCCUAUCAUGCCAGCCAAGAAGUAGUGAAGGAAGCAGUAAUGUAUCUCUAGGUAAGGUACUCACUGGGACAUCUCUUCCCGGAUGGCUUUUACCUCAGACACCUCUUGCCAGGACCUCAACGUUUGCUGCUUUUUUUUAAUUUUAAUUUUCUGUUGUAACUUUUAGGGGAGCAGAGGCUGCUCCCAGCACUGGGGUGUCUCCUUUCCCACAGCCCGGGGAGGUCGAUCCCAAAACUGGAUGAAUGCUGCUGGUAUGUCACCUCUCCCCCAUCCCUGUGCCAGGGGUUGGGAGUGGAGGAGGUGAUCCUUGCCCUGUGCCUUUUUGCUGUCCUGGACCUCUGCUUUGCACACCCUCUCCCUGCCUCUGAAAUACCCAUUCCUGGCUCCUUCCCCAGCAGACGGAUGUAAAGCCAGCAGUGGGAUGGGUGAUUUCACUGAUUGUAGUGUGUUUGCUUUUCUUUACUCACAAUUUGAUGGGUUUUGUACA
This is a messenger RNA of Merops nubicus (carmine bee-eater), 854 nucleotides long. It is a transcript of the gene NPM3, whose product is annotated as nucleophosmin/nucleoplasmin 3. The record is from RefSeq and is a predicted model, not a curated record. Gene Ontology annotation, molecular function: RNA binding; histone binding; chromatin binding. Gene Ontology annotation, biological process: chromatin remodeling. The transcript is spliced from 5 exons. Gene Ontology annotation, cellular component: cytoplasm; nucleoplasm; nucleolus. The annotation marks the transcript as partial. Lineage: Eukaryota; Metazoa; Chordata; Aves; Coraciiformes; Meropidae.